AUGUCCCGGAGCGCACCUGCUUUUGGAGCGCUCUUGCUUCUGAUGUGCACACUGCCCGUCCGGCUCCAUGCCGCCGCACCGCCCGCUUCCGUUGUGGCGGUUGCUAAUCGUGACGCGGAGGGCGCCAUCGUACUGGACGCAGACGUAUCACGCAACUACCAGCCAACCGGCACUGCAUGCCGUGACAGCUGCCUCAACACCACCGGUUGCAAUGUGUGGGUGUGGUGUGGCGCCGUGAGUGGCUGUGCACAGGCUGGCUCCUACACCCGAGACCCAAGCAAGUUUCAGCAAUGCUGGUUGAAGUCCGACAAUGUGCCCAAAGUGGGCCAGUUCCCCCGCUCCAAGAACUCGCCUGAUCAGGCAACUGGCUGGAUGAGCGGCACCACCGCGCCGGGCGUUAAUGAUGCCGCACCAUCGCCCGAACAGGCAUAUUCCUGCACCUGUCAAGCGGACUACACAGCCAGUGGCUUUCGUUUCAAGGGUGUUUGUGCGCAGAACGAGGGAUGGGGUCUGUCCUGUCCCGUGGACAGCAGCAGCUGCAAAGAUGGGACGGACAGCGGUCUCCGCGGCUGCCCGACCAUGCAACCUUGCACCGUGCUGCUGGAUACCGAUCUGCAGGAGGAUAAGGUACUAAGGAGGCCGGUGCUGGUGUCGGGUGACAAUAACAGCGCGGACUCAGCGGAGGAUUGCUGCUCCCAGUGCGCCAGCGCCCAGGGCUGCACCAUAUGGACCUGGUGUGCUGAUCCAACGGGUUGCGACGGCGAGCGGUACCGCUUCCGCCAGUGCUGGCUCAAGCAAGCCGACCCCAACAACCCCCAGCCCAAGAAGGGAUACGGCGGCAGUCGCGGAUGGAUUAGCGGCGUGCGGCUGGCCUGGCUGCCGCUGUGA
Messenger RNA from Volvox carteri f. nagariensis, 888 nucleotides. RefSeq lists its product as uncharacterized. The transcript has 6 exons. The coding region runs from base 1 to 888 and encodes 295 amino acids. Lineage: Eukaryota; Viridiplantae; Chlorophyta; Chlorophyceae; Chlamydomonadales; Volvocaceae. The record is from RefSeq and is a predicted model, not a curated record.